AAUAAAAGUAGUUUUGUCCGUCGAAGCUUAGCCAUGAAACUUAGCACUGUUGAAGAUUACAACCCAUUUGUAGAGAACAUGGGAUGUGAAUAUAACCAGGUUAUGUUUAAUAUAUCCAAUGGAGCUAUGACCGGAUUCUUUCAGGGCUACCCUAAGUCUAAGUCCGCAGCUUCUAUGGUGUUAGCCUGGUUUGGCCAUCAAAUUGAGGACAAGGAUGUUAUCAAGUGUUUUAAUGAUACCUCUCAGAGUCGACCAAAACAAUCAAUUAUAAGCAUAUUUAAAAAACUUAAUUUCUUUAUG
Oppiella nova is the source of this 300-nucleotide messenger RNA. The record is from the annotation of a GenBank genome assembly. Lineage: Eukaryota; Metazoa; Arthropoda; Arachnida; Sarcoptiformes; Oppiidae.